Messenger RNA from Paramecium tetraurelia, 1149 nucleotides. RefSeq lists its product as uncharacterized. Gene Ontology annotation, molecular function: protein binding. The transcript has 2 exons. The record is from RefSeq and is a predicted model, not a curated record. Lineage: Eukaryota; Ciliophora; Oligohymenophorea; Peniculida; Parameciidae.
AUGAUUUAAUAAUAAGUAAGGGAUCUCUUUUCAUUUACACCAAUUCUUUAAUCAACUUCACUAGAUGACGACUAAUUACCUUCCUAUUCGACCUACGCAUAUGAUUUAUAUGAGAAGAAAUUUAGAAGGAUUUCUAAGUUUGUUAAUUUUGAUUAAUUGAACUACGUUCCAUUUUAUGCUGCAUCUGUUAGAAUUUCAAAUACAAACGAUUUCUUAAUCACUGGCGGAGCAGUUUUAUAGGAAGACAAUCAAGAUUAAUAUUUUUCAACCAAUUUUUGCAUGAAAAUAACAGUAAAUAAAGAUAGUGUAUUAAUAUCAUCUUUCGAUUCCAUUUAAUAAUAAUAGAUAUUACCAUCAUUGAUAUAUCCAAGACAUAAUCAUAAAAUAUUUGAAUUAAUACUCAAUGAUAAACGAGCUUUUAUAGUUGUAGGUGGUUAGUAUGUUAAUUCUAAUGAAUUUGGAGUUUUUAAUUCUUGUGAAAUGUUAAUUGAAGGAUCAAAUGAAUGGAUACAAAUAGCACCCUUAUAAAAAAAUAGAACUGGAUUUUCAGGAUUCGUAUAAAAUAAUAAAAUAUACAUAUUUUGUGGAAUUUCUGGUUUUAAUGAAAAAAAACAUGAAAUAAUACCACCCACAUAAAUUGAAGUUUACAAUCCAGAAAAAAAUGAAUGGGAAUAAAUUAAAUAUAAAUGUCCUUUAGGAAUUACAAUAGGUUUAGAUUGUCUUUGCUUGCCGAUUAAUGAUAACAAAGUAUUAAUUUUAGGGGGAUCAAAAGAAUAAAGUUCAGAUUAGAUUUUAAUUAUGGACUAAGAUAAAAAGGCAUUCACAAAGCAUCCAUAAAAGUUAUCCAUUCCUAAAGCAAAAUGUUAUGGACGGUUCUCUAGAAAUAUCGUAACUAAGAAAAUAAUACGAGAGGAAAAUCAAGAAACUAUACAAGAGGAAUAAAAAAAUUUGAUAAUAAUCUUGGGUGGAAGUAGUUACUAGUUAGAUCUAGAGAUUUACCAAUUAUUAGAUGAAGACAAUCUAUAAAUAAAAUUACUCUAGAAAUAUGAAUUCGGUGAUGUUCUAGAUUAGGAUUAUGAAAUAAAUGGACUUCCUAAUAAGACAUCAUGGAAUUUUGUUUUUUAAAGUUUACCAAUUUUAUCGGAAUGA